AUGGACACAUUCCAGCUAGGAUGUUCGGGCCUGAGUAUCCCAUGGCCAGCUAUACCUGGCGCGUCGGUUGAGUUCCUCACAGCGCACCUGGUCACCGGAAGAUCCGAGUACAUUCCGGAAAGCGUGUAUGUGAACCAUGGACCGGUCAACGUUACGGAUGUCUCGUACUGCGUUGUCUCGCUCGCCUAUACCCACACUCACCGGCUAGAGAUGGUGAAUACGGAAGUGUGGCUUCCGACUCAUGAUACGUGGAACGGACGGAUUAUGGGCUUGGGUGGCGGGGGCUAUCACUGUGGCUUGUUUUCUGCAAACAAGCUGGCGAUGUUGGCGGCCGUAGGGGAGGGCUAUGCGGCAGUAUCAACAGAUUGUGGCCGCAGCAUGCGAGAAGGAAUUGAUGAUUGGAUCCUUGAACGGCCAGGGAAAGUUGAUCUCCAUCGGCUCGAGGAUUUCGCAUCCGUCUCGUUGAACGAUGCAGCCAUCGCCGGAAAGAGUAUUGCUGAGGGCUUCUAUGGCAGGAAGCCUUCUUAUUCGUAUUUCAGCGGCUGCUCCCAGGGCGGACGCCAAGGGAUGAUGCUCGCGCAGAGAUAUCCCAACGCAUACGAUGGAAUUGUUGCUUCCGCACCUGCUAUCAACUGGGCAGAAAUCCUUGUUAGUGGAUUUUGGACGCAGUUCACCAUGAACCAACUCGACUCGUAUCCGCGGCACUGUGAACUGAACUAUCUCACUAGUAUGGCGAUUCAAAAUUGUGAUGCAUUGGACGGAGUUCGCGAUGAAAUUGUCUCAUUUAUAGACGCUUGUGACAUGGACGCCUUUGAAAUGAUUGGCACGGAUGUUCCAUGCGGCGAGGGAACGGUGCCGCUCUCUGUUUCAGCGGCGAUUGUAGUAAAUGCCGCAUGGAGAGGCCCAUUCACUACAAAUGGCACCAACCUUUGGAUGGGUGUUGAUGUCGUGAGUAAUCUCACUAAUGACUUAUCCUCCCAAUGUUCUCCCAAUGGCAUGUGCACCGGUUUACCUGUUGUAUAUUCGUCGGACUGGAUUAGGUUGGCCGUUGAGAAGAAUGCCAGGUUCGAUCUGAAAACAGUGACGCACGACAUGUACGUCCAGAUCUUCAAAGACUCGGUGAUGGAGUACAAGUCAAUCAUUGGCACGGAUGAUCCUGAUCUGUCAGAGUUCAAUAAACGAGGAGGGAAGCUCCUCUCCUUUCACGGCUUGGCCGACCCCAUGAUCCCUUCUAAGGGCACGAGGAGCUAUUACGAGACCGUUGCAGAAAGAGACCCUGAAGUUCGAAGCUAUUAUCGUCUCUUUGAGGCUCCUGGCCUCGGGCACUGCUGGAGCCCGGCGGGACUAUAUCCUUCAACGAUAUUUGACGACUUGGUAAACUGGGUCGAAGAAGGACAGGUUCCACGUUCUUUACCGGCUUCUUUUACCGAUGCAAGGAAUGUUAGGUAUAACAGGAUGAUUUGCCCUUACCCGGAGCGGGCAAUAUAUGAUGGAACCGGAGAUCCAACAUUGAGGAGCAGUUAUUCCUGUUCGGCAGACGGUCUGGCAUUUCACAGCAACGUUCGCUUGUAA
Messenger RNA from Aspergillus nidulans FGSC A4, 1572 nucleotides. RefSeq lists its product as uncharacterized. Bases 1 to 1572 code for a protein of 523 amino acids. The transcript has 2 exons. NCBI's taxonomy places the organism in Eukaryota, Fungi, Ascomycota, Eurotiomycetes, Eurotiales, Aspergillaceae. The record is from RefSeq and is a predicted model, not a curated record. Gene Ontology annotation, molecular function: feruloyl esterase activity.